AUGGAUCAAGUACAGAUAUGCGUGCAACAAAGAAAGUUAGGACAACUCUUUGAUCAAGUCAAGACGACAACUUACGACUAUUGGAUUAUUUUCUACAGCCCACUUUUCUGGUUCUUAUCCAUAAUUAUCAUCAAAUGGGAAUUAGAUAGCAAACAAAAGAGAGUCGAAACUAAUUUUGAAUUUUCAGAGACUAUUACGUUCCCUAGCAUUGAUACACCCAUAGCACCAUGGGUUAAAUCCCCUUCUGAAGAUACGUCGUCCCUGGAGGACUCAUACGAACCAUCUGUGAUGUACCAAGAAAAAAAGACAAAAGAUAGAAAGUUAUCCGCUAAACGAUCAUUCAAGACUCUCAAGGAUCAAAUAAGCUCAUUGAAGCAGAGACGUGCCGAAAGUGUAGACUCUGUAACACUUACUCCAGCUCCUCGAUUGAAAACAAGGCAAAAUUCAGCUUCGUCCCUUCCAACAACAAAAACUCCAUUGGUAAAAAAGACAAUGUUCUUGAGACGAUUCAGUAGUAGCAGCGAUGUUUGUUCUGUUGACAGCAAUAGUAAACAAAAAGCAGCAGUGCCUACAAAAAAGAAUAGUAUAAAGUCAGAGUCGAUUCAGAAACUAAAGCUGUUUAGUUUAAAGUUGAAAAGUAGUCAAUGA
Molecule: messenger RNA, 648 nt
Organism: Rhizopus microsporus ATCC 52813
Lineage: Eukaryota; Fungi; Mucoromycota; Mucoromycetes; Mucorales; Rhizopodaceae
Exons: 1
Coding region: 1-648 (215 amino acids)
Source: RefSeq, a predicted model, not a curated record